AUGUACUCAGAAGGCUGUAUGGAGAAGGAGAGAGAAGAAUUGGCAAGUAAUUUAAAUGUUAAAGUGCGCGCCAAGUAUAACAGGCGGGAGGUCAGCCUUCUACCAGCAACUAUAGAGGAAAUCGGCGACUUGCUUGAUAAUAAAUUAUCGGACACAUCACCAAUUUUUUGCAAAUUACGAUCGACUAUUCUGGAGGAUAUCAAAACAAUAAUAUCUCAGGAGAUUAAUUUAGCCCUCAAUGAGUUCAAAAACGAGCUGACGCAAGCUACUGACUUUUUAGCUGCUGAACAGGCGGAUUUGAAAGUAAAGGUUGAACAAAAAGACAAAGAAAUUAAAGAUUUACAGACUCAGACUUUAAAACUUAAAAAAGAAGUUUAUAACCUCCAUGGUCGACUGUCCACCAUUGAAAAAAUCUCUAGAGACAAUAACUUGGAAAUUAACGGCAUACAGGAAAAGGCCAGCGAGGAUCUGUUUGGAUUAUUUCACAACCUUUGCAACACAAUUAACUCGCCAAUUGCGGACAGCGACAUUCGUGCCUGUCACCGUGUGGCUAAGAUGGAUCAAUCUUCGAGCAGGCCCCGUUCCGUAUUAGUGACACUGACAUCGCCGCGUAUUCGUGAUCGUAUCCUUGAAGCCGUUAAUAACUUUAAUAAAACUCAAAGUGGCAAACUAAACUCGAAACACCUAAAUAUUGAUGGUGCUACUAAUAAAAUAUAUGUCUCUGAAUAUAUUUCACCUGAUUGUAAAGCAUUAUUCAGAGAGGCUAGAAGAGUAGGCAAGGAGAAAAAUUUUAAGUUUAUUUGGGUCAAAAGAGGAAAUGUGUACGCUCGCAAAGUUGAAGGUGCUACUCCCAUGCUCAUCAAAAACAUUGAUUGCUUAGUUAACCUAGUUUAG
Molecule: messenger RNA, 894 nt
Organism: Parnassius apollo (apollo)
Lineage: Eukaryota; Metazoa; Arthropoda; Insecta; Lepidoptera; Papilionidae
Source: the annotation of a GenBank genome assembly